Molecule: messenger RNA, 3627 nt
Organism: Clonostachys rhizophaga
Lineage: Eukaryota; Fungi; Ascomycota; Sordariomycetes; Hypocreales; Bionectriaceae
Source: the annotation of a GenBank genome assembly
AUGGCGAACAAGUACACGAUUGGUUGGAUAUGUGCCGUUGUAACGGAAUAUGUUGCAGCCCGAGCUCUAUUGGACCAGAUUCAUGAUGGACCGGACACCCAAGCCCCAAAUGACAGCAAUAUCUACACCUUGGGAGAGAUAGGAAAGCACAAUGUUGUUGUCGCCGUACUGCCAGACGGAGAGUAUGGGACGUCUUCUGCCGCCAGCGUUGCCAAAGACAUGCUACGCACUUUCACGAACAUUAGAAUCGCCUUGAUGGUGGGCAUCGGUGGCGGCGCCCCGAGCGCAGCAAAUGACAUCCGUCUUGGUGACAUCGUCGUCAGCUCCCCUAGGAAUGGGAUAGGUGGUGUAAUCCAGUACGACUUUGGGAAGUCGAUCCAAGAGCAAGGCUUUUGUCGAACGGGAAUCUUGAACCAACCCCCCGCCCUGGUACGAACGGCAGUUACCGCGCUCAGAGCAGAGUAUAUUAGCGAUGGCCACAAUCUUCAGGAUGUUGUUAACUCAGUCCUCGAGAAGAAACCAAGACUAAGAAGAUCAUACGCCCGACCUGACCCAACUUCUGAUAUACUAUAUCGUCCUGCAUAUCUUCAUCAUGAUGGAAUAUGCUGUACAAUGGAUGAUGCCAAUGAUGAAACUAAGGUUAUCGCAAGGCGGCCUAGAGACGACGACGACGAUGCGUUGGUUGUUCACUACGGGCUUAUAGCUUCAGGCAAUGCAUUGAUAAAAGAUGCUUCCAUCAGAGAUAAACUCGCAGCAGAGACUGGUGUUCUGUGCUUUGAAAUGGAGGCAGCGGGGCUGAUGAAUCAGUGCCCAUUCCUUGUUGUUCGAGGUAUAUGCGACUACUCUGACACGCACAAGAACAAAUCGUGGCAGGGCUACGCGGCAAUGGCGGCGGCGGCAUACGCAAAAGCAUUGUUAUAUCGUAUACCCGCCAGCAAGGUAGAUUGUGAAAGCAGAAUCACAGAGAUGGCCACUGCUCAUCGAAAAGAGGUUGACGAAAUCCUUGAAUGGUUAACACCGAUCGACUACGGGCCACUCCAGAGCGACAUAAUUAAGCUUCGACAACCCGGAACUGGCCAGUGGUUUCUUGAUACCAAAGAGUAUCGGACAUGGGCGAGCGGCAACGGCCGCACAUUGUAUUGUCCAGGCAUUCCUGGAGCAGGAAAGACAAUGAUUGCCUCCAUAGUAGUCGAAGAUAUUCUGCGUUUAUGCCGGGAUGAUCGUACCCUGGGCGUUGCCUUCAUAUUCUGCAACUUUCAGCGCAACGAGCAACAAACAACGGAGAUGCUACUGUGUAGUCUUCUCAAACAGCUGGUGGGUUUGCUUCCCACACCUCCCCAGCAGCUGGAUGAGCUUCACGAAACCCAUCGAAAAUUAAGGACAAGGCCCUCAGUUCCAGAGCUAUCUGGACUGGUCCAGAUUGCACUAGGAAGCUUCUCUCGUGCCUUUGUCAUUGUUGACGCUUUGGAUGAAUGCCAUAAUUCCGAUGUCUCUCGCGAUCGAUUCCUGAAUGCAAUCCUUGACAUGCAGGCCUCGAUAGGAGUGAAUAUUUUCUUGACGUCUCGUGCCAUUCCCGAAAUCGAAAAGGUUUUGUGUGAAGUGAGAGGCUCUAUCAAGCUCGAGAUUGUUGCUCAACAAGACGACCUGCAAAAAUAUAUACUUGGGCGCAUAUCGGAAAUGCCACAAUUCAUCAGAGACGAGCCAGCUCUACGAGACGAACUUGUCAUGGAGAUAUCUUCGUCUGUCAAGGGAAUGUAUGUUCUGAUAUACACCUGGUUUCUUCCCAACAUUGGCUUACUUUGGCUCAAUAUUAGGUUUCUUCUCACAAAACUUCAGCUCGACUUGCUCAAGGAGACGACAUCUAUUAGAGACGUCCGCUCGUCCAUAAAAUGCACAUCCACAAAUGGACUAGGACUCUAUGACAGCGCCUACGAGAUCGCUCUGCAGAGGAUCGAAAACCAGUCCCCUCAGGUGUCAGAUUUGGCAAAGCGAGUCAUUUUAUGGAUCACGCACUCAUUAAUGCAGCUUUCAGAGACUGAGUUACGAUAUGCUCUAUCAGUGAGACCAAGCAGUCUUUCCUUUGACAAGGAUGACCUAGUGCAAAUCGACUUUAUUUCCAUCUGUGCCGGGCUGGUGGUGGUAGAUGUAAACAGUAGCGUUAUACGUCUUGUCCAUUUCACCGCCUACGAAUUUUUCGAACGAAUGGCACUAAGCCGCCAAGGGCACAGAAUUCUCGCGGGUACAUGCAUUACAUACCUCUCAUAUAAGGAGUUUGAGGAUGAGUUAUCGCCUGACAACGCGAGCUAUCAGAGGUGGUUACAGUCGAACCCACUUUAUAAAUACGCCGCGCUAAAAUGGGGGUUUCAUGUCUUAUUAUCAGAGGGCCAGACUCGGACAGCACUAAGCUUUACUGAAGAAAGGGCAUUGGGGCUCCUCAGAAAUCGGAAACUGAUUGAAUCUGCCGGCCAUACGCUCAUGAUACACGCUUAUUCAAGUUCGGAUGAUUAUGCACAAUUGAUCAAUGCACCUGAAAGGCCGAACGCGUUACACAUCGCGGCAUAUUUCGGGCUUGAGAAGCUGCUCUCUGAACUAUUCAAAGACUAUGCAGUCCAGGAAACAAAUGCCGAUGGCAAGACAGAAGUCUCUCGGACAGCAAACAUGGACCAAGACGCUAUCAGGCUAGGCCUGAUUUACAGAUCCCAAAUUUUGGAAGUUACUGAUCAACUUGGCCAAACACCGCUCUGCUGGGCAUCCAUGAUCCAUAGAGAGGGCGCUAUGCGGCUUCUUGUCGCACUGGGGGCAUCACUGGAAGCUGUUGAUAGAUGUGGCCUUACUCUGCUCACAUAUGCAACGCUAGGACAGAAGCAUAAUACUAUAAGGCUUCUUGUUGAGCUCGGGGCAUCACUGGAAGCUGUUGAUAGACAUGGCCAUACUCCGCUCACACGUGCAACGCUAGGACAGCAGCAUAAUACUAUAAGGCUUCUUGUUGAGCUCGGGGCCUCCCUAGAAGCUGUUGAUGAAAAUGGCUAUACUCCGCUCUUAAUGGUAACAAUACGGCAGAACCAUGAUACUAUAAGGCUUCUGGUUGAGCUCGGGGCCUCCCUAGAAGCUGUUGAUAGAAUUGGCUGUACUCCGCUCUUAAAGGCAAUAUCAGGGGGGGAGUAUAAUACUAUAAGGCUUCUUAUUGAGCUCGGGGCCUUUCUAGAAGCUGUUGAUAGAACUGGCUGUACUCCGCUCUUAAUGGCAAUAUUAGGGGGGCAGUAUGAUACUAUAAGGCUUCUUGUUGAGUUCGGGGCCUCUCUAGAUACUAUUGAUAAGGGCGGUAGAACAGCCCUUCAUCAUGCAGUACUCGCAGGCCAAGAAGCCCUAGUACAACUUCUUGUUGACCAGGGUGCCUCAAUUGAUGCUCCUGAUAAGCGCGGUAGAACAGCCCUUCACUAUGCAGCAGUUGCAGCUCCAGAAGCCCUUGUGCAGCUUCUUGUUGAUCAGGGUGCAUCAGUUGACGCUAAUGAUGAAGGCGGGAACACUCCAAUUGACUAUGCAAUAAAAACGGACAACAAGGCUAUCGUGCAGCUUCUCACUAGCUCGGGCCCUUCAGCCAAGUCUGGUGAUGAUAAUCUUAGAUAG